AUGGAUUUUAGUUGUAACUCAGCAUUCAUUUGGUUCCACCAAACGUUCAUCGGUUAAUAGUCAAUGAAUGAAUGUAUGAUAAACAUUGUUUGACUUGACAUUCGCCAUCCAAGUUACAUCGUAUCAAAAGAUCCUACUGACGCUUUCCACGUCGGAUAAACUCGAAAUCGGUCGAUCACUCAACAUAAAUAAAACUCCAUAAUUUCGCGAAAUCGCCUUGCUAACCCAGAAAGGAAUUCUCCUAGGUGAUGCCAUAUGCUUUAUAAUAUCGAGGGAUAAUGGUUAAAUAAAAGGAUAACCAAGGCAGUAACUGAUGGAUUUACCAUCCACUGAGAGGAGGAUUCACCGAACGAUCGGCAAGAUUCCACCGUAAUAGCGAUGAGGGUCAAUGGGCGAACGGUUUUCAUCCUCGUCCGGAUGAGGAUUAUUUCUAUUUUCAUUAACUCCAUCAGUGAUUAGUGAACCUGCACCAAAUCUAGCACAGAAUUUUCUCGUCUCACAAUCAAUGUUAUUAUCUACUUAAUAAUUCCAUCACUCAGCAUUCCCUCCAGAUGCUCUUGACGAUCGAUUGGCAUACAAUGUACCACGGGAUUUCACUCGAAAAAGUCUGGAGAAAGAGUUCCGCCCAUUGAAUGCACCCAGAUGACUCAAGAUUCACCGACAAAGGGAGCGUCCCAACAAUUAAUCGGCCUCGGUGUCCAGAAAAGUUCCUGUCUCAUGAUCGAACAAGAACAAACGGGAUGAUCGAAGAUAUGAAGGCUCGUACACAAUCACCCAGACGUACACAUGAACAAUAAAAAUCAACGAUCGUGACGGACAAUCGAAUCGAUGAACGAGAAAUCGGUGAGAUGGUACUCUUCUCCCUCCUUCGGUUCGAUCAACCGUUCAAUUGCCAUCAUACCUUCCCCACCUUCUUCAUGACCAAUAUUUGGUAAGCACUAAAGGAACCGAAGAUCCAAUUGAGGAAACUAGAAAAAACUUAGCGGAUUUAGAAUUAAUAUCAGUAUCAGGUCUGAAAGAUGUUGGCAAACAGUCGAGACUGAGCACAACGAUGAUGCCACUGGUCUGAUUAAUGGUACGUCCAAACGAGUAACAUUGUCCUCAGCCAUUUGUUCCCCAAAACGUGAAAGAUUCCCAGAAACAAGAAGAUAGCGCACUCUUCUGUAAUUAUUCCCAAAUACGGUGUCUUCAAGGAAGAUCAGUCGUAGCAAGAUGAGAUCAAUCUAUUCAGUUCUUCGGUAUCUUCGAAGUUUCAUUACAAUUGAUUGGAGACAUCAAUAGUCGGAUCCAGCAUCGAGGAGUACAUAUGUAUCAAAAUCAUCCACAGGCGACAAACAAUCAAAUGAACGAACGAGUAAUGGCACCCUCCUUUCCUCCGCUGAAUCAAUAGUUCAACUGCCAUCAUACCUUCUGCGUCUUCAUUCUGACCAAUAUUUGAUAGGCGCCGAAGUAGGUCCCACCGGCGUUGGCAAACGUGCAAAACUGAUCAUAAUGAUGAUGACACUGGCAGACAGAAUUGCGUGGACAUCCGAAUGUGACUUUCCCGCCUUUCCAUUUUCGCAAAAGUUGAAGAUAUCUGGAACGAAAAAUAGUGGAAUUUUUGGUAAUUAUUGUCACAUGGGAUGUGCUCGGGGAAGGGAAGGUCAAACGUAGAAAGGGCCAGGUCAAUCUGCUCACCUCUCUCUUCGUCACGAGUCAGAUACGAGGUCGUGUUUGGAUGGUAUUAACCAGGUGGAGAGGGAGGCAAUGGUGAUAGGGAUGACCAGGUUGUGGAUAUACUCGUAUUGGUGCACUUCAACGAGGGGGAAAAAGGAGAGGUCUCGCUGUGGAUGGGUUACAAGCUCAAAGAUACGUCGACUGCUUUGGUGAAGGAGACGACUAGAGGGAGAUGUUGAGGAGGUGGAGACAGAGAGAGGGAGAGAGAGGUAAAAAGAACGCAAACCACCACUGUGUGGAUCCCCAAACUGUGCCGGCACUGUUGCCCCGCGUGAAUCCCCUCGUCCGCAUCAGUAUAAAAGCAAAGCAAACGUCUUUUAGAUGCAACAUACAAGUUCGUCAUACAACAUCGUCAACAUCACGUGUUCUUCACGCAUCAUCCGCGCUCGUGAAUAGUAUCAAUUGAUACUGAUUAAGGAGACAGCUGAACUCCUUACAGUUUACCAAUAAAUUUGUGUUGUGGAAGAUUUGGAAAAAUUUAUCAACGAUAAUGAAGAUUAUUGUGACAAUCCUGUGGGGAAUGCUGGUAUCAGCUGCUUUUGCAUUACCAGCUAGCGAUAAAAAUACUGGUGAUAAUGACCUCAGAGCUGAAAUCUACUCGGACUGUGCGAAUAAAGAUCCGGCUACUUGUUUGAAGCAUAAACUACUUCCGGUCAUUGAUAAAAUGCUGACUGAUAAGGAGGAUAUCACGUUAACUGAGGGCAUCACUGUUGUCAAAACAUCAACUACUGAGGAGGGUGCACCCAGGUCCAUUGAUUCCACUGACGUCGACACUCUGAUCUUCGAUCGUAUCGGCAGAUUCCUUCGGACCCACUCCAUCAAAGUUGAUCUCAAGGGCACGGACAUCCUAGGAGCUGUCGAAUCAGCUGGACGAAGCUUAGAGGACCUCAGUGACAGUGUCGUCGAGGGUCGCGGCAAAAAGAAGAAGGCCCAGAAACUCAUGGGGCCUCUGAUGAUGGCAAUGGCCCUCAAAGCUGCAGCGCUACUUCCUCUUGCACUUGGUGCAAUAGCACUCAUCGCUGGAAAGGCUCUUCUAGUCGGCAAAAUAGCCCUCGUCAUCUCCGCUAUCAUUGGUCUGAAGAAACUUCUUGGUGGUCAACAGAAACACGUGACUUAUGAGGUUGUUGCUCAUCCACAUCACAGCAGUAGCAGCAGUCACACUAUCAGUCAUGAUGAGGGUCAUGGUGGUGGUUUCGGUGGUGGAGCUGGUGGUGGUGAUUUUGGGGGUUACGGAGGUGGUGCUGGAUCCAGUGGACACGGAUGGGCCAGGAGUCUUCCUCAGGAUGCCCAACAGAUGGCAUAUCGCGGACAAAUUCCGACUCAGGCUUGAGCUAGAUCUCCAUGAUAAUUAUCCACCGAAUUUAAUAAGAAAUUUCCUGUUGUCCUUCUCUCAUCUCCCUUUUAUCGCUUUCUUACUUCCCCUUUCCUGUCACUUUUUAUUUAUCAGGUGAACUUUUUCUCCACUCAUCUACCUCCUUUCACUGCUCAACGUGUCCUUCCAAUCCUUCGAAUGCCCAAAUUUUUUCCUCCCCUGUCAUUGUCAUUUUCCAAUCGAUUGGGCGUUCACCUUGUACCUCUGAAAAUACUCGUCACGUCUCUUGUAAGAUGAACAUCUCGUUAUUUAUUACGUGUUAAAUGAAAUAAUAUUUAUUAUGUGUAAUUCAUUGUCUCAUUUCGUACCCAUGUUUUAUCGAUUGUCCUUCAUCUGUUCUACAUUUUGUAAUAAAAUUAUGAACGAGCGAUUGUGUCGCGUCGUUUAAAAAAUAAUAUAA
Molecule: messenger RNA, 3488 nt
Organism: Diachasmimorpha longicaudata
Lineage: Eukaryota; Metazoa; Arthropoda; Insecta; Hymenoptera; Braconidae
Exons: 4
Coding region: 2207-3046 (279 amino acids)
Cellular component (GO): membrane
Source: RefSeq, a predicted model, not a curated record